This is a messenger RNA of Caenorhabditis remanei, 678 nucleotides long. RefSeq lists its product as uncharacterized. The transcript is spliced from 3 exons. The record is from RefSeq and is a predicted model, not a curated record. The coding region runs from base 1 to 678 and encodes 225 amino acids. Lineage: Eukaryota; Metazoa; Nematoda; Chromadorea; Rhabditida; Rhabditidae.
AUGACAAUACUGAGCGAGAAAGUUGAUAAGGAUGGUGGGGUGCAUUUGUCUGGAGACGGUCAGUUUGACAGUCGUGGAUACUCGGCAUAUAUAUGUCGGUUUUCGAUUAUGGACGUUCAGUCAAAACUUUUGGUUGACUUCGAAACCAGUAGAAAACCCAGAGGAGGAAAUUCAAUGAUUUUGGAGAAGAGCGGUCAUGAGCUUUGUUUGCCAAGAGUUAUAGGAGAUCUCCAAUUGUUGACUGGAAUUGAUCAUCCGGUACUGUCUUUUACGACAGACCGGUGUGUGAAUCUGACACAAGCCAUGAAGAAUUAUCCGUCGAUUCACCACUACUAUGACUCUUGGCAUUGGAUAAGAGAUAAAUCUGGAUAUGAUAUGCGAUCCGAAAUGGCAGUUAUACAUUGGAAUGCUCUUCAAUUUGAAGAAGCCGCUGGAGAAAGAAAAGUGAUAUUCAAGUCUCCUUUCUUUUGUAAAACAAAGAAAAAAGUGAUUAUGAAAUCUAGAAAAUCGCCAGCUAAAAACUUGUGGAGAGACCAGGUAUUGAAUAUGACAAAGUCAUUGUUUUUGAAUCGUAGUGUCCAGGAGCCUAUGGAUAUGGAAGAGGAAGAGAUUGUGACUAGAGCAGAAACUGAAGCGGAGAUGUACAGGCAACCAGGAACAUCGACUGCGGGUCUUUGA